Molecule: messenger RNA, 1164 nt
Organism: Rhagoletis zephyria (snowberry fruit fly)
Lineage: Eukaryota; Metazoa; Arthropoda; Insecta; Diptera; Tephritidae
Source: RefSeq, a predicted model, not a curated record
AUGGCAAAGAAGACUCGCGGCGAAGGAGGUGAGAAGCACGGAGGCGCGGAGAAGAACGGACGCAGCAGAAGCAAGCGUCGCGGAAACUACAACAAGGACGAAAACUCCAACUCGGACACCGAUUCGGUGCUCAAUGACACCGCCUCGGUCGGCUCGGGCUACAGCAGCGCCGAGCUGCGUCGAGCGAAUGCUGAAGCAAAUCAGGAAAACGGGGGCGCUGAAAAUGGCGAUUUUGUACUUAUUAAAACUAUAACACCCCUUUCCACCUUCUUUACCCAAAUCAGCAAAAUCACCGUCCAGGACAUUCUGGAGCACGGGCUGAAGCGGGCGGACGACGAGGCGGGCGCCGCCGCCGUCAUCCUCAGCCUGGUGCUCAUUACCCUCGGCAGCACCGACUACUGCGACGAACUGUACCGGGAGCUCUUUCCCACCCUCGACCGUCUCUUCAUGGACACCAAGGCGAAGCCUCAUGUGCGGGCCAAGUGCGCCACCGCUCUCAGCCUGGGCUGCUUCAUCACCGACAGCGGCCUGGAGAAGAGCCGUCAGGUCCUGGGCCAGCUGCUCGCAGUCGGCUUCACCACCGUCAAGGGCCACCCUGACCCCGGCCAGCUGACGGCCAUCGCCCACCUUCGGGCCGCCUGUCUGGACAACUUCAGCUUCCUCGUUUCGGUGGAGGCGGACGACUACCUGGUGGACGCCCUGGAGGAGAACAUCGACCAGCUGGCCGGUUGCCUCGAUUCGCCCUAUCUGGGGCUUCGGGUGGCCGCCGGCGAGGCGAUCGCCCUGCUGGUGGAGCGGGCCCGGGCCGCUGUGGAUGAGGAGGAAGAUGGUAACAGUCAAGAUAAUUUCUACCUGGCUCACUUCGAUGAGAUCUGCGCCAAGCUGCAGUCGCUGGCCACCGACAGCCAGAAGUCAAAGUCGAAGAAGGAGCUGCGCGAGCAGCGACUCAACUUCCGCCAGAUUCUCAAGACGGUCGAGGGAGAGAGGUACGGCGAGGAGACGGUCAAGGUCGGCCACCAGGAGCGGGUGCUGAUCGGCUGCUGGCAGAGUCGCCGCUACUACGACACCUUCUGCAGCGUCCUCGGCUCCGGCAUGAGCCUCCACCUGACGCAGAAUGUCCUGCUGCGAGAUAUCUUCGACAUGGGCGCCGUGGCGCCUGAGCUA